Molecule: messenger RNA, 2196 nt
Organism: Marchantia polymorpha subsp. ruderalis
Lineage: Eukaryota; Viridiplantae; Streptophyta; Marchantiopsida; Marchantiales; Marchantiaceae
Source: the annotation of a GenBank genome assembly
CAAAGCCUUGGCAGAAGUGGUUACCUUUCAAUAAAUCUCGGUCCACCAGAGCGUGACGUAAGUGAACCAACUGGGUGCAGAGACUGAGUUCACGAAGAAGCUCAUUCGCUUGAGAGCAGAUGUUGGUGCAAGUACGUCAACCUUGGCCUUCGAUUCACCCUCGGAGCUCCUCCUCUCCUCUACCCUCCUUAAAUCUUGUCCGUCAGCGCCGUAGAAAAGGAGCUACCGUAUAUUGUCUCCUUCACUGAUUAUUGCCAUUCGAGCACCCUUUCGUAAGCAGGUAAUGUCUUUCUGGGCUGUGACGACUUCUGCCAUUCGACAUUCGGUGAGUAGAGGGAGCACACACUUGGCAUGAGGAAGCGAAAUAUUUCUUGCCGUUGAGUUCUGAGGUGCAAGGUGGAAUGCCGGAGGACGUCCAGAUCCUGUACUUCUGAUGCGACUGUGACCACUUUGAGACCGGAUCAACUAAACGCCUCAGAUCGCAUGUUGAAGAAGGUGAUUAGAAAACGGGGAGCAUCUUGUUGUCAAUUGUGCUCUGCUAACCGAGAGGAUCAUCUCCGAGAAUCUUACGAAAGCCACUGUUUCUAGUAGACGAAAAUCUGUGUUUAGGAGACAAUGCAAAUGUAGGAUCGAGAAUGUGCCGUACAGAAUUUCCAUUCUACGUUCGAAGUGAAUGAAGAGACGAUUCGUGGAUCUGUUCUGAAGCCCAUUUCGGAGAGAGUGCGUUUUAUAUCUAUUCAGAGGGUUGUUUUCCACGCAAGAAAAUGACGAGCGUUUAUGACGACGAAGAGAAAGCGAAUCUGCUUGAGAGCCAAAGCAUCCCCUUGGCUGUAACUCCAAAGGAACUUCCAAUUUUAAGUUUGGUGGCCUCCUUCUCAUACGGUUUUGCUUCGUUGGCAAUGGUUUUUUUAAAUAAAGCUGUGCUUCAGCAGUACAGUCACUCGAUGACGCUUUUAACUCUUCAGCAAGCUGCAACUGCUUUUCUGAUCUACUUCGGAGGUAAACUUGGGAUGAUUUCUAUCCGAAGCAUGGACUUGAAAACAUCGAAAAGACUGCUUCCAUUGUCAUUGUUUUACAAUGCAAAUGUGGCCUUCGCUCUGGCCAGUUUGAAAGGCAUCAAUGUACCUAUGUACAUCGCUCUCAAAAGACUGACUCCCUUGACAGUUCUCUUAGCCGGCUUCUUCUAUGGGAAAGCAAGACCAUCUCCCAAGGUGACGUUUUCAGUCAUGCUGGUGGGACUAGGUGUGAUAAUUGCUGCAGCCGGUGAUUUCUCCUUUGAUCCCCUGGGGUAUGCUAUGGCUCUUACUUCUGUCCUCUUUCAGACGGCCUACCUUGUUUUGGUAGAGAAGUCCGGUGCAGAUGAUGGUCUCUCCUCAACGGAGCUCAUGCUGUUCAACUCUGUUCUGUCGCUUCCUUUUCUAGCAGUGUACAUCAUCGGCACUGGGGAGCUCUCCUUUUCUGUGCCAGAGCUUCUUGACAAGAUGGUGUCUUGGAACUUCACCCUCAUGGUGGUGUUGUCUCUGAUAAUGGGCAUAGUGCUGAACUUUACCAUGUUUCUUUGUACCAUCGUCAACUCUGCUCUGACCACGACGAUAGUUGGCGUACUUAAAGGCGUCGGCUCAACGAUUCUGGGCUUCCUGCUCCUGGGAGGAGUGGAGGUGCAUGCUCUGAAUGUGACUGGGCUUGUUAUCAACACCUUGGGCGGCAUAUCCUACUCUUUUGUGAAGUACAACGAGAAGGCCAAGAAGAAAGCAUUGCGUCUCUCUACAUUGCCUCCCAGCUCCAAGCACUUGUCCUGAAUGGAUUUGUACAACCAUAACUCUCUCAACUUCAAAGAAAUCUAACUUGCAUAAUUGUGACAUGGAUCUUAGAAGUAAUCGAUUUCUGAACCGCACAGCUACACAUAAAUUUUCACCGAACGACCACAAAAAUGAUGAAGGCUUCUUGUUUCAGUCGGUAAGUCUGAAAUAAGCCAGUUGAUAAGCCGGGUGGCAAACGAGAGCUAAAAUGUCAAGUAGGACCGAAAAGAAAAGACCAUAGCGAUAGGCGGAAACGUUACAGGACUAAGAUGCUCUUACGAAAGUUUGUUUUUCCAAUUCUCUGAGUGAUAUGGAUAAAUCCCAUCACUCUGCAGCGUCAGUUUUGAAACAGCCUCACACUAUCUUCAAGUCAAUUAUGAUGUCUGUUCAGUGGCUA